GGUGUGUUAUAAACAGGUCAUAGCGAUGUCAGGUUCAUCACUACCUAAGGUAAGGUAGGUAGAUUUUAUGACAACCGCACCACAUCAUCCCGGGUCCGGAAUUCCCAGCCCAAUCCGAUGUAUCGGCCAAUGGUACUCCGUACCCGUACCGUGUACAGUUGUCGUACGAAGUACCCCGAAUGGGUGGCACCACGCCCGACACCCGACAUGCCUUCCACGCCACGCAACUUGCGUGCUGGUUUGUGUGAUCCAUGCCUGGGGCCCAAGCCACCGAUUCCUUGUUACGAGUUGAUUGCCCAUGACACAACGCCGUCAAACAAUAACUUGGUAAACACACCGAGUCUUCCGACUCAUCUUCAAUUAUUAUUUCCAACCCGAUUGAGACUCAAUUAUUUCGUCAUCUCACCUGCGAAGGAUAACACUUUUCCGCGGAAGAAUUCUUGGAGAGAACAGACGAACCUUACCGGUGCUACCCGAGUCUGCCGAUUUCAUUUAUAGGAUCCAAUUCUUUUCUUCCGUCUCGCUCUUGCAACGUGUAUCUAUGCCUAACUAAAGGAUAAACAGGUUUAUUAUUUCGGGUCGAAAGAUGUGCACGAAGUGUUUCCCAGCCUUGGAUAUCAGUGAUGCGAAAAGGGAGCGUUUGGCUACCUUAGGUAUGUAAACCCAAUGCAUACAACGUAUACCCCGUACUGUACUUCCUUUGUAGUACGACUAUGUCAUAUCGAG
Sodiomyces alkalinus F11 is the source of this 726-nucleotide messenger RNA. RefSeq lists its product as hypothetical. The coding region runs from base 118 to 498 and encodes 126 amino acids. The record is from RefSeq and is a predicted model, not a curated record. Lineage: Eukaryota; Fungi; Ascomycota; Sordariomycetes; Glomerellales; Plectosphaerellaceae. The transcript has a single exon.